Messenger RNA from Puntigrus tetrazona (Sumatra barb), 1898 nucleotides. It is a transcript of the gene prkab1a, whose product is annotated as protein kinase, AMP-activated, beta 1 non-catalytic subunit, a. The coding region runs from base 249 to 1055 and encodes 268 amino acids. Gene Ontology annotation, biological process: signal transduction. Gene Ontology annotation, cellular component: nucleus; nucleotide-activated protein kinase complex; cytoplasm. Gene Ontology annotation, molecular function: protein kinase binding. Lineage: Eukaryota; Metazoa; Chordata; Actinopteri; Cypriniformes; Cyprinidae. The record is from RefSeq and is a predicted model, not a curated record. The transcript is spliced from 9 exons.
GGGCGGAGUGGAUGCGAGGAUGUUGAGUUUAUGACGAUAAGCAACGUGAAUUAAAAAAAAGAAAAAUGACGAAAUAUCUGUGAUCUGGGGCAAGUAGCGGUCGCGAAUUCAUACGGCACUGCGCAAAUGCCAGACUGAUUGGAGUCUGAAGAUGAAAUACAAAGAAAAAGAAAAUAACGAAUAAUUUUAAGCUCAGCCAGCUGGCCGCUCACACUGUGUGACCUCUGGAAAGGCUUGUCAGGAGCACUAUGGGGAACACAAGCAGUGAGAGGGCCGGCAUGGGCCAGGAAAAGGCCCACAGGAGGGAUAGUCGAGGAACCAAGGAAGGAGACCGUCCUAAAAUCCUGAUGGACAGCCCAGAGGAUGCUGAUAUUUUUCACGGCGAGGACAUCAAAGCACCAUUAGAAAAAGAGGAGUUCAUUGAGUGGAGACCAGACCUGGAGACCAGCGAAAAGGUCGACGCUUUAGAUCGACCCACUGUAUUUCGGUGGACAGGAGCUGGAAGAGAAGUCUAUAUUUCGGGCUCUUUUAAUAAUUGGACCAAUAAGAUUCCUUUGAUAAGGAGUCAAAACAACUUUGUGGCGAUUGUGGAUUUGCCUGAGGGUGAGCACCAGUAUAAAUUCUUUGUGGAUGGACAGUGGACCCAUGACCCAACAGAGCCUGUGGUGACCAACCAGCUCGGCACGGUCAACAACAUCAUCCAGGUGAAGAAGACGGACUUUGAGGUGUUCGACGCGCUCAUGGUGGAUUCACAGAAAUGUUCUGACAUGUCAGACCUGUCCAGCUCUCCUCCUGGGCCGUACCAUCAGGACGCUUAUGUACCUAAACAGGAGGAGAAGUUCAAAUCUCCACCCAUUCUGCCUCCACAUCUCCUGCAGGUCAUCUUAAAUAAGGACACGGGCAUCUCUUGCGAUCCAGCUCUGCUCCCUGAGCCCAAUCACGUCAUGCUUAAUCAUCUCUACGCUCUCUCCAUUAAGGACGGUGUUAUGGUCCUGAGCGCCACGCAUCGGUACAAGAAGAAAUAUGUCACAACUCUGCUGUACAAACCGAUCUGAGAGACAUGGCCAUCUCAACACUCAACUCACGCGACCUCCGUCUGAUUUGGCUGUUUUAUAUAGUACGUACUACUGUAAAUAGAAAUGUACAGAGAUGCACUUUAUAGGCAAAUCCCACCUUAAGGGGUAUAAACUAAGCAUACACGUAGUAUUAGCUCUGGACAGUUAAGCACAUAUCUGCUCUUUUAGAGGUUGGUACAGUUUUAAAUCCUGGGCCAAAUCAGUUGUGUUCUUGAAUAGUGUAAAUAAAGCGUGAAUUUAAUGUUUAAAUAAUUAUAUGUGUGUGUGUAGAUAAAUAUUAAUAUAAAUGGCCAGUUUUUUGGGGGGCCAAAUAUAAAGAGUGUUUAAGAGACUGCGAUUUACUUGAGAAACUGAUUCCAUUUUAUUAGAUUUUUUUUUGGAAAAAGAUUGUAAUGUCUGUUAUGUUCUGCAUUUUUAUUAGAACGGAACUUUAUGUAACUCUUAAUAUCCGUUACGGUGAUUUGAAAUUAUUUGAAGUUGUUACUUUGAAUAAACGAUUCACCCGAUUUUAAGUUUUAUUCGAAUGUAUCGUAUUAACAGUCCUUGGGCCUUCAAAAGUGAUUCGAAAAUCAUCUUGAUGUUUUGAAAUCCUUGCGAUAUGCGCAAGUUGACCGUUAUAUCGUCCUUGAUUGUUUAUAUUGUGGCAUAAUAAUGGAUCUGUCAUUGUUAGAAGUGAUAGAGCUCCUGUAAUUCACCUGAGAGUGUCUGAAAAGUACAAAAAUCGACGUAUUUGCGCACUUCAGGUUGUCAAACAGUAGAAGAUCCACUGAAACGACCUCAAAAUCUAAUUAAAAUUAAUUUCUGCACAGAAAAGUGAAGUUA